AUGCGAGUCGCAGCGCCUGCUUCAGAGCUUCGAGACUUGUUGACAUCUCUGGCCGAACAAAAAGAGGAGCAAUCUGCUUUCAACGCCUUGGGUACGGCCUUUCAAUGCCUUGGUGUUCGAUUGGACUCCCAGCAUUGUACGCUGGCCAUAUCAUGCUGCGCUUCAGCCAGACUCUGGACGCAUGCUUGCUGGCUUUUGGCGGCGAUGCCAGCUCAGCUCGGGCUUCGGCGCAACGUGGUGAACUGGGGUGCGGCCAUCAGCGCAGCUCGAAAAGGCGAUCAAUGGCAGCUGGCUUUAAGGAUCUUUGGCGACAUGCCAUCUGUGAGUGUCGAAAGAAAUGUGGUCACCUACAAUGCCGCCAUCGCAUCUUCCCGUCGUGGAUCGGAAUGGGUGCUGGCACUCAGGUGGUUGAACACCAUGGUUACAGAGAGUGUGCGUUGCAACAGCAUCACCUUCAAUACUGCUAUGAGUUGCUGUGAGAAGGGAAGCCAGUGGCAACAGUCUUUGAGUUUGCUCUUUGCCAUGCAGGAAGCAAUGGUCAUGCCGGACGUGAUCAGCUUCAGCUCCGCCAUCAGCUCUUGCGUGAAGCAAGGGCGUUGGCAAGUGACACUCAACUUGUUUGAUUCCAUGAUCUCAGCAGAGAUUCAGCCAGACAUUAUAAUCUUUGGAGCGAUCAUUAGCUCCUUCGAGAAGGGGAACCAAUGGCAACUGGCCUUAUCGUUUUUCGGAGCGAUGCCGCAAGCCAGCGUGAGGCCCAAUGACGUAAGCUUCAAUGCAGCGAUCAGUAGCUGUGAAAAGGGUCAACAGUGGCAACAUUCCUUGAUGCUCUUCGAUUGGAUGACCAGAGCCAGUGCCAUCAUCCCAGACGUGAUCAGUUUCAGUGCUACCAUCAGCUCGUGUGCCAAGGGCAGACGAUGGGAAGAAGCCCUAGUCUUAUUUGCUGCGAUGCCCGUAGUCAAGGUGAAGGCCAACAUUUUCAGCUUCAGCUCUGCGAUGACUGCUUGCGAGGAAGGCAGUCAAUGGCAGCAAGCACUGUCUUUAUUCGAGGCCAUACGUACGGCACGGCUGCAGAUUGAUCUAGUUUGCUUCAACUCGGCGAUUUCUUCCUGUGAGAAGGGGAGCCAGUGGAGGGAGGCCCUCCAAGCAUUUCAUGUCAUGGACCAGGAAAGCCUUCGACCAAAUUUGGUCAGUUUCAAUGCCGUCAUCAGUGCUUGUGGCAGCCAAUGGCACUGGAGCCUGCGCUUGUUGCAGCUCAUGUCCGAGCUUCGUGUCUUGCCGGACCUCCUCAGCUUUGCUUUGGUCGCUGAAGCCCUCGGCUCGCGAGUGCCCGGUACGGAGGCUUUGUCCUCCAUCUUGGAUGCGAUGUCAUCUUGCACAGUGGACCAGCUGGCAUCCCUGGCACCGAGCGUUUGCCGCGGCCUGCGCCGCGGCCUGGUGCCGCCGGCGGUCUCAGCGGUGCAGCGGAGAUUUCUGAACCUGCACGAGUACCAGGUGCGGCAGUCGCGGCAGAAGGGGUUCGGCGUGGGCGUGCCCAAGAACUUGCCCGCCUUCUCCCCAGAGGAGGCCGUGGAGAAGGCGAACGAGAUGCCGGGCGAUGAAGUCGUUGUCAAGGCACAGGUGCUCGCCGGUGGGAGAGGCUUGGGACACUUCAAGGAGAAGCUUUCGCAGGGGGCGGUGCUGUGGUGCGCCGGGGCAAAGGAGGAGGAGAACAACUUCCAAGGCGGCGUCCACAUCGUGAAGAAGGAGAAGGUCAAGGAGGUGGCAGAGAAGAUGUUGGGCAAAACGCUCAUCACCAAGCAGACUGGAGCAGAAGGAAAGCCCAACAACACGGUGCUGCUGGCUGAGAAGGUCUCCAUUAAAGAUGAGAAAUACUUUGCCAUUCUCAUGGACCGCUCCAGUGGAGGCCCCUUGAUGAUUGGAAGCAAGACUGGAGGAACCUCCAUCGAGGACAUCGCGGCCGCGGACCCCACGGCGAUCAUCAAGACACCUGUGGACAUCAUCGAAGGCAUCAAGCCGGAGGCCGCAGAGAAGAUGGCCACGGAGAUGGGCUUCAGCGGCGCCCAGGCGACGGGACGGGCCACUCUGAUGGCCAACCUGUACAAGGUCUUCAUCGAGUGCGACUGCACCAUGUUGGAGAUCAACCCCUUAGCCUCCCUCACGGAUGGCCGCGUCUUGGUUUGCGACUCCAAGGUGAACUUCGAUGACAACGCCUCCUACCGACAGAAGGAAAUUCAUGAUCAGCGGGACGUCAGCCAGGAGAAUCCCAUUGAGGUGGAAGCCAAGAAGUAUGACCUGAACUACAUCAAGUUGGAAGCUUGGGAGCAAGCAGAUUGGUUUGCGGAUGGCAACGUGGCCUGCAUGGUGAACGGCGCGGGUCUCGCCAUGUCCACCAUGGACUUGUUGAGCAUCCUGGGUGGCAGCCCAGCGAACUUCUUGGAUGUGGGUGGCGCAUCGACUGUAGAGACCAUGACGAUGGCCUUCAAGAUCAUCAUGGGAGAUCCCAACGUGAAGUCCAUCUUCGUGAACAUCUUCGGCGGCAUCGCCCGCUGCGACCACAUCGCCGAGGCCGUGGUGGCGGGUGUCAAGGCCGUGGGCGGCAACGCUGCCAUCAAGCCGCUGGUGAUCCGCCUCGAAGGCACCAAUGUGGAAGCCGGCAUGAAGAUCAUUCAGGUGCGCAAUGAGCCUCGCAGACUCACUCGAUAUCUGGAAGAAAAUCCGGUGAGACCUUUUGAUCUCCCUUUGCAUGGUCAGCUCGAGGUUAAAGUCUAA
Molecule: messenger RNA, 2769 nt
Organism: Durusdinium trenchii
Lineage: Eukaryota; Dinophyceae; Suessiales; Symbiodiniaceae
Source: the annotation of a GenBank genome assembly